GAAUUCUGGAGUGGUGUGGGAACGUGUUUUUCGCUAAUAUUUAAAUAAGUUUUUAGCAAACGAAGGAAACUCUGGUUUUAUUAUUAUUUUUGUAAAACUCUUAGACAUGCCACCGAAGAAGCCAGCGGCUGGUGCCUCGAAGAAGGCGGAAGCAAAAAAGAAAGAAAAAAUCAUUGAGGAUAAAACGUUCGGCUUGAAAAAUAAGAAAGGGGCUAAACAACAAAAAUUUAUUUCCCAAGUUGAGAAGCAGGUCAAGAGUGGUGGUCAGCAUAAUUUGAACCUAAAUCCGAAUGCAAAGAAGGAAGAAAAGGAAAAGAAGCUGAAGGAGCAGAAAGAGCUGGCCGCACUUUUCAAGCCAGUUCCGACGCAAAAAGUUGAGAAGGGUGUUGAUCCUAAAUCGAUUUUGUGUGCAUUCUUUAAGCAAGGCACUUGUACCAAGGGUGAUAAAUGUAAGUUUUCUCAUGAUUUGUCAAUUGAACGGAAAGCCGAAAAGAGAUCCAUUCAUGUGGAUAUGCGAGAUUCCGAACAAAAUGAUACGAUUGAGAACUGGACUGAGGAAAAGCUGGCAGAAGUUGUGGCAAAAAAGCACGGAAAGGACAAAAACAUGCCAACUACUACUAUUAUAUGCAAAUAUUUCCUUGAUGCAGUUGAGCGGUCCCUCUACGGUUGGUUUUGGGAAUGUCCUAACGGGGAGAAGUGCAUUUAUCGACAUGCCCUUCCCCCGGGAUAUGUACUGAAAAAGGACAAAAAGAAAAUGGAAUCAGCUAAGGAGGAGAUUUCUCUGGUGGACUUGAUUGAAACGGAACGCGCUGCUCUGGGAUCGAAUCAGACUCGGGUGACGUUGGAGACGUUCUUGGCAUGGAAGAAACGUAAACUUCAGGAGAAAAAGCAACGUGAACUGGACGAAGAGGAACGUAAACGUAAGGACUUCAAGGCCGGCCGCCAGAACGGACUCUCGGGCAGAGAAAUGUUCAGUUUCAAUCCUGAUCUGGUUGACUUCGGUAUGGAUGAGGGUGAAGACGCAAUCGAUAAUUACGGCAGAAACGAGGAUGAAGAUGACACGGUUGAGUAUAAGGAGCUGGAUUUGAAUAUGCUUUCGCUGUCGAUAAAAGAGGUUGAUAAUACUGGAACUGUUGCGGACACGGAUCGCUGGGAAAAGAUGAAAGCUAGUCGUCAAACGGUGACAACCAAUGGAGCUGCAGCGGACGAUGAGGGCGUUGUGGAAGCAUCUGCUGCUGGCGCUGCGGCAGAUGCGGCUCCGAUAAACGAAAAUCUGUUCCUGGAUGAAGACCUCGAAGGAAUUGAUGAUGAGCUGAGCGACGACGAUGAUGAUGAGGACGACGGCGAUGACGAUGACGGAAAGGAAGCCGAGAGAAGUGAAAAAUCGUGAUACGAAAUCAAGCUAUCUGGCGACUAUAUUCUUUAGGAGCACAAUCAGCCGGAAAUGACCGAUUCGGUUGUACCAAGCUAGCUGUUGUAAUGUGAGCUUUGAAAGUCCGAAUACAUCAUUAAAUAUUCAAUCGUUAA
Molecule: messenger RNA, 1527 nt
Organism: Sabethes cyaneus
Lineage: Eukaryota; Metazoa; Arthropoda; Insecta; Diptera; Culicidae
Product: zinc finger CCCH domain-containing protein 15 homolog
Exons: 4
Coding region: 107-1390 (427 amino acids)
Biological process (GO): cytoplasmic translation
Cellular component (GO): cytosol
Molecular function (GO): metal ion binding; mRNA binding
Source: RefSeq, a predicted model, not a curated record